AUAAUAAUAACAACAAGCCGCCGCCCCGACGAUCACGGCGCUCCCUCCAUCUAUCCCUCUUCAUCAUACGCACCGAAUACCACCUCCCCCCCCUGGUACUCCCCCGACAAAAGCCACAACCAUGAUCAUCCUCAUCGUCGGCGCCGGCAUCGCCGGCCUCUCCCUCGCCAUCGCCCUCGGCCAAGCCGGCCACGCCGUCACCCUCCUCGACGCCGCGCCCUCGCUCGCCGAGAUCGGCGCCGGCAUCCAGAUGACGCCGCAGGCCAUCAAGUACCUCUUCGCGCUGGGCCUCCGCGACGACAUCCUGCGCGCGUCCAUCGCCCCGCGGCAGAUGCUCAUCCGCGACGGCCUCACCGGCGGCGUGCUCGGCGCCGUCGACGUCGCCGCCAUGGAGGACUCCUACGGGGCGCCUUACGUGGUCGUGCACCGCGCGGUGCUGCACGCCAUCCUCCACCGCCACGCCGUGCGCGCGGGCGCCGACAUCCUCCUCGACAGCACCGUCGCGCGGUACGACUUCGCCGAGGGGGCCGUGGAGUUGACGAGCGGGAAGACGCUCACCGCAGACUUGGUAGUCGCAGCCGAUGGCAUCAACUCCACCGCGCGCGCGCAGCUCCUCGGCAAAGACGCCGACCCGGGCAGCCAGCCCACCGGCUGGGCGGCCUUCCGCAUGGCCGCCGAAGUGGCCAAGCUUCAGGCCGACCCCCUGACAGCCGACAUCGUCGACCUGCGCUCCGGCAGCUCCAACUUCUGGAUCGCGCCCGACGUCUCCGUCAUGACGUACCUGGUCAAGGAGGCGACCAUGCUCAACCUCGUGCUCUCGCACCACGACGACAUUGACACGAGGAACCUGUCGCUCGAGGAGCACAGAGCCAUCGUCAACGACCUGUUCAAGACAUUUGAGCCGAGAGUCCAGCGCAUGUUCGAGCUCUCGCGCCCCAGCAUCACAAACUACCCCGUGUACGCCGUCCCCCCGCUCCCCCGGUGGACCCAUCCCUCUGGGCGCUUCGUCCUGCUCGGCGACGCGGCACACGCCAUGGCCUUUUACAUGUCCAUGGGCGUCUCCCUCGCCGUCGAGGAUGCCGUCGCUCUAGCCGCAGCCCUCGAGUCAGUUGAUCUCCCACAACGGAGAACAGAGCAGCGCAGCAAACCCCCCGAGGCCCAGCAGCAGGCGCCACCGCCACAACAAGAAGCGCUACAGCGCGCACUCGGUGCCUUUGAGACGGUUCGCAAGCAGAGAGUUGCGGCCGUGCAAGAGGCCAGCCUACACGGCGGCAACUCGCUGCACGUGCCGAGCGGCGAAGAGCGAGACUUUCUGUACGAGUCUCUCAGCCAUUCACACGAAGAUGGCAUCUGGCCAGUCAAGGAGGAUGGUGUCCAGAGCCCUUUCGUCAAGUAUGGCUCGAGUGGCGACAGGCUUGGCCCGGGGGGCAUCACAGACAGAGGUACAAGGGACUGGUGUUACGGUUACGACGCGGUCGCCGAGGUCAUCACCGCCCUCAAAAGCACAAAGGGGCAAAACUGAUUAACUUAGAAUAGACAUGAUGCUUAGGGUAUCGGCCGUCGUAAAGACUGGUGGAGUUAAUGAUAAAGGUGUAGGUGUCUUUGGGCACACAACAGCGCAGGAGCUUCCGCCCGGAUCUCCGCCCGGAUCCCGAUUCGACAACCUCACAAUGUCGCCCUCUCAGCAGCCUGUUGAAACUGUUAGCC
Purpureocillium takamizusanense is the source of this 1707-nucleotide messenger RNA. Its product is annotated as Salicylate 1-monooxygenase. The coding region runs from base 122 to 1522 and encodes 466 amino acids. The record is from RefSeq and is a predicted model, not a curated record. Gene Ontology annotation, molecular function: FAD binding; monooxygenase activity. NCBI's taxonomy places the organism in Eukaryota, Fungi, Ascomycota, Sordariomycetes, Hypocreales, Ophiocordycipitaceae. Gene Ontology annotation, biological process: secondary metabolite biosynthetic process. The transcript is spliced from 3 exons.